GAAGUGGUUGACCAAUAGGAACCACUUUAGACCUCCUCCUGUGGAGAAUAUGGCCGACAUUUUGAUAUUACUGUCAUGAAGAUUUUUCAGUGACAUAAAUUUUUAUCUUUGUAGUUCUUCAUGCACGGUUUUAAGUUCCCAGAACAUUUUAUUUUUAAUUGCUUAAACGGUGUUUAGUGUAAGGUAUUUUUUAAUAAAAAAUGGCAGCAGAUCGUGAGAUUGCUGCUGAAGACAGCAUUAGAGUCGUAUGCCGAUUUCGGCCACUCAAUGACUCUGAAGAAAAGGCUGGUUCUAAAUUUAUUGUGAAAUUUCCUUCGGGACCUGAUGACAAUUGCAUUUCAAUAGGGGGUAAAGUAUACUUAUUUGACAAAGUAUUCAAACCAAAUGCAACUCAAGAAAAGGUCUACAAUGAAGCUGCAAAAAGCAUUGUGUCAGAUGUAUUGGCAGGUUAUAACGGUACUAUAUUUGCCUAUGGACAGACCAGUUCUGGUAAAACACAUACGAUGGAGGGUGUCAUAGGUGAUCCAGGGAAACAGGGUAUUAUACCACGGAUAGUCAAUGACAUAUUUAAUCAUAUCUAUGCAAUGGAAGAGAACCUCGAAUUUCACAUCAAGGUCUCAUAUUUCGAAAUUUACAUGGACAAAAUCAGAGACUUAUUGGAUGUAUCAAAAGUGAACCUUAGUGUUCAUGAAGACAAAAACAGAGUUCCAUUUGUAAAAGGUGCUACUGAAAGAUUUGUGUCAAGUCCUGAAGAAGUUUUUGAAGUUAUUGAGGAAGGAAAGUCAAACAGACACAUUGCAGUGACAAACAUGAAUGAACACUCAUCUCGAUCUCAUUCAGUCUUCCUCAUAAAUGUUAAGCAGGAAAACUUAGAAAAUCAGAAAAAGCUCUCUGGCAAACUGUAUCUUGUGGACUUGGCUGGUUCUGAAAAGGUAUCUAAAACUGGUGCUGAGGGUACUGUGCUCGACGAAGCGAAAAACAUCAACAAAUCAUUAUCUGCAUUGGGUAACGUCAUUUCGGCGUUGGCUGACGGAAACAAAUCGCACAUACCUUACAGAGACUCGAAAUUGACGCGUAUAUUGCAAGAAUCGCUGGGUGGUAACGCUAGGACGACCAUAGUCAUUUGUUGUUCGCCAGCAUCGUUCAAUGAGAGCGAGACAAAGAGUACCCUUGACUUUGGCAAAAGAGCAAAGACUGUCAAGAAUGUUGUAUGCGUCAACGAAGAGCUCACGGCUGAAGAAUGGAAACGUCGUUAUGAGAGAGAAAAGGAGAAAGUGGCCAGGCUCAAAGGCAAGGUUGAAAAAUUGGAAGCCGAGCUCAGCCGUUGGCGCUCUGGUGAGACAGUUCGACCUGAGGAACAAGUCAACUUGCAAGAGAUCGAAGCUGUCACUCCUGUUACGUCGUUCAUUGAAGAGAAGCCACCAGUACCUCCGGUGCCAGUGGCUGUGUCUAGCGUUGUCGAAGACGCGACGAUGCAAGGCAAACUGGAAGCGCUUUACCAACAACUGGACGACAAAGACGAGGAGAUUAACCAGCACUCGCAGCUCAUCGAGAAGCUCAAGGAGCAGAUGAUGGAACAGGAGGAGCUGAUUGCAUGCACCAGGCGUGACUACGAAGCCCUGCAGGGUGACAUGAACAGAAUCCAGCAGGAGAACGAAGCGGCCAAGGAGGAGGUGAAAGAAGUGCUGCAAGCACUGGAGGAGCUCGCCGUCAACUACGACCAGAAGUCGCAGGAAGUGGACAGCAAGAGCCGCGAGUGCGAUCAGAUGUCGGAGGAGUUGCAGACCAAACAGAGCGCUUUGACCACUGCCACGUCUGAGCUGCAACAACUGCGCGACCUAUCAGCUCAUCAACGCAAACGCAUAGCUGAACUUCUCACCAAUCUUCUACGGGAUUUGGCUGAAAUAGGCGCGGCGGUUGGAGGCUCUGAAUUGGACUUCAAACUCAAUGUGGACACUGUCGGAAAACUGGAGGAGGAAUUCACAGUAGCUCGUCUGCACAUCAGCAAGAUGAAGAGCGAAGUGAAGAAUAUCGUGCAGCGUUGUCAUUCACUGGAGUCUGCCAAUAUUGACGCUAAUCAGAAGAUCGAAGAGUACGAGCGUACAUUGGGCGAAUGCAGACUGUUGAUAUCUCAGCAUGAGGCUCGCUGCGCUUCCCUCGCUGAGUCGAUGCGUGAAGCGGAGAACAAGAAGCGGCAGCUGGAGGAAGCGGCCGACGCGCUGAGAGAAGAGUGCGCUCGUUUACAGGCAGCGGAACGAGUACAAUUGGCUGCGGCAGAACAACGCGCCGAUUCCCAAUUACGCGGCGCUUUGGAAGCCCAACUGGAACAGCUGCGUACUGCCCACGCUACCCAAUUGGCUGGAUUAAGAGACGAACUAGCUGCGUUGCAACGCCAACACCAGGAACUCAAGGAUACAUACCAGGAGUUGACUCUCGCCCGCCAGCAGCUACAAGACGACUACGAGAAGCUGAAGCGCGAAGAAACGGACAAAUCGGCCAAACUCAAGGAACUCAUACAAAGCGUGGAAAGGCGUGAGCAGGCUCGCGCUGAUCUCAAGGGAUUGGAAGAUACGGUGGCGAAGGAGUUACAGACGUUGCACAACCUGCGCAAACUGUUCGUACAAGACCUUCAGGCAAGGAUAAAGAAAUCUACCAACUCCGAAGAGGGUGCCGAGGAAGAGGGCGGUUCUCUGGCUCAGAAGCAGAAGAUCUCGUUCUUGGAGAACAACCUGGAACAGCUGACGAAAGUGCACAAACAGUUGGUUCGCGACAACGCCGACCUUCGCUGCGAACUGCCCAAACUGGAGAAACGACUCCGCGCCACUAUGGAGCGAGUCAAGGCGCUGGAGACCGCGCUCAAGGAGGCUAAAGAAGGAGCGAUGAGAGACCGCAAGAGGUACCAAUUCGAGGUGGACCGAAUCAAGGAAGCCGUCCGCGCCAAGAAUCUCGCGCGAAGAGGACCCCAGGCGCAAAUCGCCAAACCGAUUCGCGCUGGCGGCGGGCACUUGGUGGGUGGCGGCGCGCCCGGCGUGGUGAGGCCGGCGCCCGCGCAGGACAUCAAACGGAAAUCCAUCAUCGUCGGCGCACGAGAUGAAAGUUGAAGAGGCGGUCGCAUCAUAUAGAGAAUUUAAAUGAAACAUCUUAGAUGUACCUACCACAUGAAGCGAACAGUCACAUGAAUAAUUAUACCCUUUAUAUUAAUAUGUGUUUAUGAAAAGCCUAUAUAAUAUAAGCUCUAUCACAGAAAAAAAAACUAAAAAUAUCGUAGAAAUCUCGUAUAAAUGCUUAAUAUUUUGAGCUAUCUAAUCUUAAAUUCGGUAAGUGCACAUGGAUUUAGAAGUUAGCUUUUCGCUAAACAUAGGUCGAAGUUUCAUUGAAUUCGUUAUCAAUUUUAUUGUUAGAUAACCAUGCAAAAAGUAUUAUAAAAUGUGAGCAGACCCAAUGCUUCGAAGGUCUUUUGAUGUUGCUAUUUUUAAUAAAUCAGAUAAACUAUAUUUUUAUGAAAUGACUAAGUAUUAUAUUUAGUUUUUCAAACUUGAAUGCUAGAUAUGCAUUUUGGCUAAAUUAAUUAAAUGACCUUAUAAUUUAAGUAAUCAAUAAUCUCAUUGGGAAGAAAUGUAGUAAAGGUAUACAUAAACAUAUUGAAUUGUUCAGUACAAACCAAUAACGAGCCAGUUACCAAUCUACGAGUGAACACGGAGCCAUUGUGACACCACAUUUCUUCCCGGUCGAAGUGAUACUAUGAUUUCAAAGAUGCAAUAUGUUUUUAUCUUUAAGAAUAAACUGAAUCAUUUGCAGACUUGCAUUAUGCUGCCGCACAAAAUAAAGAAAAGCAAAAAAAAAUACAAAAAAAAAGAAAAAUGUACCUACUACGGCCGUAUAUGUCUAUAUUCCACGUGUGGUGGCAAAUGCAUACGAGAAACGCAUCGUCGUGAAUGUGUAGAUGUUGUAGAGUUUAAGCUUCUUUAAUAUAUAUAUUUUUAUAUAUUGUGAUAAGCGAUGUUAUGCCGAUAUGUCAGCAUUUAUGUAGAUAACAGGACACGAGGUACUCGUCCGCGGUACACACGAGGUGUGAUGAGUGAUAACAAGAUGACAGCCAUUCCCUUCCCUCCAUAUACCCCCAUAAAUCCCCCACUCUCUCCCCCCAAAGGUCAGCUGCGUUGGUUUUGCUCGCGUGGUGCCUGAGCGACUUGCUGUUACUAGCAAGUUCCCCGCCCCCAGGCACGGAUUGCGCCAGAUGGAAUCCCGAUAUGAUAAAAAUUAGUGGGUGAUUUUUGUAUUCGAUUCGAUACGAAAAUCUCUUUCAACUAAAAAUACAAUUUUGCUCUGGUAUUAAUAAAAAAAUUACGAGUUAAAUUCCGAUUAGUGAAGUUACGUGUUUCCAAUAUUGUGAAAUUCUUUAUUGUGCGGGUUAUCAUUCAUGUCACCUUCUAGCUUGGACCUCAUGUUAGCGCGACUCCUUCACUUGCUUCGAGCUGUGAUGAUUCUUUUUAGCAAAUUCUUUUUUUUUUAUAUUUGGCGUUUCGCGUAAUUUCUUAGUGGUAUUUUUAGUAAUUAAGUUUCAUCAUUGGCUUUUACAACAGUGGGUAUCUAUAAAGAUGGCAGACGAUUACAUUUUAAAAAUCGCCAUUUCAGCAACGUUCAUUAUUAACUCUGUACUAAGUGUUAAAUAGGCUGUUUUCCUGCCGUUACAAAGCUUCCUAAUUCAUAAUGUUAAAAGUUUGAGAUAAAUGCAUUCAGAAAAUUAAUACACUCACUUAAUUUUAAUAGUGUCAGCUAUCAGCUUCAUAGUAGAUCUGUAACUUAUGUAAGUACUUAUGAAAUAUUCACUUGGAGUGCAGUUUUUGGUGCCAGGGCUUCUACAUGGUGCGUUCAAUAUAUUGGCGUACUGUUUAGUAGAUCCGGCGGCUGCGCUCUAUGAGGAGUUAUGGAACUAUGGUCGAAGCGCUCGCAAACCAAAGAUAAAUCACAAUGUCUAGAUUUAUUAUUAUUCGAGAUUAAUUACCAGCUGAAAUUCAAACCCCCUGAAUUACUGAAUGGUUCCAAAGCUCCUUAGUGUGUUGCAAUAUACAUUGUAUAAUUUAGGUGUAAAGUUAAAUAGUAAAUUAUUUCCCCUUUAAAGUAUACUGAUUUUAUUAUAUUUUUUAUUUAUUAAAUAUCAAGCCUAAAUUAUCUUGUUUCCUUUUUUCAUUUUAGAAGAGUAAUACGCUUUUUUUUACAUACCUCUAUACAAUAUUGUAAUCACGAUCAAAUAAAAUAUUUUUUUCAUUCGAAACUAGAGAUAUUGCAAAGAUACAUUUCAAGAGAUUAGGGCAUGUGUCUUUGUCAAUUUUAAAAUUAGUUGUUUUGUUAAAAAUAUAAAAUUAAGAGAGGCUACCCUCGGGUUUCCACAUGCCUGUUGCAUAGAUAGCUCAAACCGGAUGCCGUCGACGCUGCUUCUAUCGCGAUGGUCGGGCGAACCCCAAACCGGAAGGCUUGCCUUUGCACCAAGUGAUUUAGUUUGUAUUGACAUCUUUUGUAUGAUGUAUUUACUAUAGGAUAUUCUCGAAGAGAGUGUUGUCUUGGUUUUUAUUUAUUACGAAAAUAAAAUUAUGAAUUUCAUUUGCUAAAUGGUGUUUUUAUUUACUUAUUCUUGUCGAUCUCAUUUUAAAUAUGGAGCGUGGACUUAUUGUACAUAACACGACUGCGUACUUUUACUCAAAAAACGGUCGGAGAUGAGAGAGGGUUGUGUCGCUUUCUAAUAGGAUUACCAUGACUCUGGGAAUUAAAUAUAAUUCUUCUGGUUGGAAGUGAGGGCUACACACAACUGAGUUUUUGGUGACUUUCCGCUUCACAUGGACACCCAUAAUCACUUUUUGUCCCAUUUCUUAAUUUUUGGGUAACUAAUAAUGAUAGAGAAAAAUUUUAUUGACCAAAUAUACAAACAUAUAAAAAAUAUUUUUGAUAAUAAUAGGUAAUACCUAAAUUCAGUUCAGCUAAAUGUAAAAUUGAUAAUUUGCGACUGCAGUAAGGAAACCGGAUAGUGCGAGUCGGACUCGUCCACCGAAGGUUCCGUAUAAGUUUAUAGGUAUAAUGCGAUUCAAAUAA
Chilo suppressalis (striped riceborer) is the source of this 6087-nucleotide messenger RNA. NCBI's taxonomy places the organism in Eukaryota, Metazoa, Arthropoda, Insecta, Lepidoptera, Crambidae. The record is from the annotation of a GenBank genome assembly.